Messenger RNA from Botrytis porri, 462 nucleotides. RefSeq lists its product as uncharacterized. The coding region runs from base 1 to 462 and encodes 153 amino acids. The record is from RefSeq and is a predicted model, not a curated record. The transcript has a single exon. NCBI's taxonomy places the organism in Eukaryota, Fungi, Ascomycota, Leotiomycetes, Helotiales, Sclerotiniaceae.
AUGAUAUUGCGAUUUGAGAGUGGAGUCGUAGGAACAUUUUUGCUAAGCGAUGCUGUUCCUUCCCCAUGGAAUUUCGAAGCUGUCAAUGGUGGAAAUCCAACAGUCCCUCAGUUAGGCAAGGAGAAUGGUGCGGGUGGUUUCUAUAGAAUAUUGGGGGCGAGAGGAGGUAUAAGUGUGCCUGAUUUGAUAAGGUGGAGUUAUGAAGUUGGGGAAGGAGAAAAGGCGUGGAAUGAUGAGUUGAGGAAAGAUGAGAUAGGGAUCGAUACGGAAAAUGUACCUUUUGACGAGCAGAUCAAACACUUAGUCCAGGUAGUAAAAGAAGGUAAGGAACCAAUGUGUAGUGGGGAAGAGGGUUUGAGUGCGAUGGUAGUUUGUGAGGCCGUGAGAGUGGCAAUGAAGAGUGGGGAGAUGGGUGAGAUUGAGUGUCUUCAUAUUGUAACGAGAAUUAGCAAGCAUAAUUAA